AUGUUGGCUCGUAACUCAGAGCAAAAUAUCGACCCAGGGAAGAUUGACCCUGACAUCAAGGAAGCCCAUAAGCUCAAGAACUGGUAUGAAAAUGGUGGCAAUGCUGUAACCACUAUUAAUCUUUCCAAGAAAAGAGAUGGUGCUUUUAGAGGUGUGGGUUACAACUUCAAAACAUUUUUUGAAGCCAAGAUGGAGAAUCAAGACUGUAAAAAGAAGGUAAAUAGUUGCUUUUUAAAUAAAGCAACUAUUAUUUUAAUGUUAAGGGAAAAUGUUCUUUACACUGCCUGCCCAAGUGAGAAUUGCAACAAGAAGGUUCAUAACCUAGACAAUGGACUCUACAAAUGUGAGAAGUGUAACUGCGAGUAUGAUAAAUUCAAGUGGCGACUGAUGGUUCAGACCAAUAUUGCUGACUUCACAGACAGUCUGAGUAUCACAGUAUUUCAAGAGCAUGCUGAGACACUGCUUCAAGUUUCAGCUGAGAAACUCUCUUCGAUGAAAGAUGAUAAUCCUAGAGAAUUUCAAAAAAUUUUUGAAGCCUCUUCCUUUAAGAACUACAUCUUUAAAUUUCGGGCUAGAAUGGAGACGUUUAAGGAUGAAAGCCAUUUGAAGCAUGCAAUUGUUGAGUGCUUGAAAUUGGAUCCAAAGAAAUACAAUCACCAUCUGAUUUCAGAAAUAAAGCAAAUGUCUGGACUGGCAUAAGUAAUUGGCCAAUUUAUCCAAAUAUUCUCAUAAGAAAUAUAUAUAUUUUUUUAGUGUUUUAUCAGAAAUUUUACAUUUAGUAGAUAUGAUUUAUUAAUGCUCUGUGAAUUACAGUAAUGUCAGUAGCAUGAUAACUUACAGAAUUUGCUAUUACUAAAUGUUAGUAGAUAAGCACACUCAUUGGACUAUUUUAUUGCAUCGUUAGGCAGUGCUGAAGUUAUUAAUGAUAUUAGGCUUGAUAUUAGCAUGUGAUAAUGAAUCCAAGUGCCUAUACAUCUGUAAGACCACCCUAUUGUUGUUCUUGUAAUGAUGACAUGUAUUCCACAGUAUUUAAUAAAAUUAUGAAAAUACUUUGUAAAUACAUUUUUCGUAAUUUUUUUUUUCAGAAAGUUCAUUACAAAGAUAAUAGAUGUUCUAUUUGAUAUUGUUGCAGUAAUUUUUCAUAAUCAAAUAAUUAAAAACAUUUUAUGUUACCCUUCUAAAAUUAUUGUUGCAAUAAUUUUUUCAUAAUUAAAUACAUUUUAUGUUAUCCUUUUAAA
This is a messenger RNA of Cherax quadricarinatus, 1238 nucleotides long. The record is from RefSeq and is a predicted model, not a curated record. Lineage: Eukaryota; Metazoa; Arthropoda; Malacostraca; Decapoda; Parastacidae.